Molecule: messenger RNA, 744 nt
Organism: Naumovozyma castellii
Lineage: Eukaryota; Fungi; Ascomycota; Saccharomycetes; Saccharomycetales; Saccharomycetaceae
Gene: REV7
Product: Rev7p
Exons: 1
Coding region: 1-744 (247 amino acids)
Source: RefSeq, a predicted model, not a curated record
AUGAAUAAAUGGGUCACAAAAUGGAUAAAGAUAUAUUUGAAAUGUUUUAUUAACUUGAUCUUAUUUCAUAGGAACGUGUACCCGUCAGUUUCUUUUGAUUUUACGACAUAUCAAGCAUUUAACCUACCCCAAUUCAUACCCAUUAACAGACACCCCGAUUUACAAGAAUACAUUGAGGAACUGAUCCUGGAUGUUAUUAGUAAAUUGACCCACAUUUAUCGGUUUUGUAUUUGUAUCAUUGAUAAAGAAAAUGGAUUACGUAUAGAGAAGUAUGUCUUAGAUUUUGGUGAAUUUCAACAUCAACAAAGUAAUGAACAAGAUGAUGAUGUAAUUAAUGAGACUGAAGUAUUUGAUGAGUUUCGAUCCAGCUUGAAUAGUUUGAUUAGUCAUUUGGAGAAGUUAAAUGCCAUUAAGGAUGAUGCCGUCAGUUUUGAAGUUGUCAUUAAUGCCAUCGAUUUAGAACUAGGACAUAGAGGAAUGGAAAAUAUUAAGAAUUUAGAUGCCAAGUUGGGUUACGACAGAGAUAUAAAUUGGACUAAGGCCCAUGAGGACGAGAAUUUACCUGAAGAGACAGAACAUGUUGGAUUAUAUAAACCAAAGAUAAAUAUGACCUCGUUGGUAGGUUGUGAUGUGGGACCGCUUAUCAUUCAUCAAUUCUGUGAACGGCUAACCCUAUCUGACGGCACAUUGGAAUCCAUUUAUUCUAAUAUGGACGAGAGUAGCAUUAUGGAAUCAUUACCUUGA